Messenger RNA from Spirodela intermedia, 333 nucleotides. The record is from the annotation of a GenBank genome assembly. Lineage: Eukaryota; Viridiplantae; Streptophyta; Magnoliopsida; Alismatales; Araceae.
AUGGAAGAUCAUUUUCCAUUCCAUGACUGGUAUGAUUUUAAAAUCCAACUUAGUGGUCGAUUUGGUUCAUCAAUAGCUAACAACACGUAUCAGAAUUUUUUGAACCUGAAACAAGAGAGUUCCGUAUUAGAAUAUAGGGCAGAGUUUGAAUGACUCUCAACUUAUCUUCUGAACAUACCAACAGAAAUAUUGGAACAUAUAUAUCUGAAAAGACUCAAGCUUGAGAUCCAAUCAGAAUUAUCUAUGUCCAAGCCUAUUGGGUUACGUGAAAUUAUGGAUGCUUCAGUACAAGCUGAAGCUCAUAUCCAUACUCUAUGGCAAGUAUGGAAGUAG